This is a messenger RNA of Spirodela intermedia, 725 nucleotides long. Lineage: Eukaryota; Viridiplantae; Streptophyta; Magnoliopsida; Alismatales; Araceae. The record is from the annotation of a GenBank genome assembly.
AUGGCUUCCUCCAUGAUGGCCUCCACCACCGCCGUGCCCCGUACCAGCCCUGUCCAGUCCAACAUGGUGGCGCCCUUCUCUGGCCUCCGCUCCUUCGCCGCAUUCCCGGUCACCCGCAAGGCUAAUGCCGACCUGUCGAUCCUCCCCACCAACGGGGGAAAGGUCCGCUGCAUGCAAGUGUGGCCGCCGGAGGGGAAGAAGAAGUUCGAGACCCUCUCCUACCUCCCAGAUCUCAGCACUGAGGCCCUUAUCAAGGAGGUCGAGUACCUCCUCAAAAACAACUGGGUUCCCUGCCUUGAGUUCUCGAAGGUAAUCCCCCUCCGCCAAUACAGAAUUGCUCCUCUGAUCUCUCUCUCUCUCUCUCUCUCUCUCUCUCUCUCUCUCUCUCUCUCUCUCGCUCUCUCGACAUCUAUCUAUCUCAAGGUGUUUCUCUCUACGCAAUGGCUUCUCUGAUCUCUCUUCCUCUCUCUCUCGUUCUGUGAUUGCGGGAGCAGGAGGGGUUCGUCUACCGUGAGAACCACAGCUCGCCGGGGUACUACGACGGGCGGUACUGGACCAUGUGGAAGCUGCCCAUGUUCGGUUGCACCGACGCCACACAGGUUAUCGCUGAGCUCGAGGAGGCCAAGAAGGCCUACCCGAAUUACUUUGUGAGGAUCAUCGGCUUCGACAACAGACGCCAGGUUCAGUGCGUCAGCUUCAUCGCCUACAAGCCCCCGGGCAACUAA